AUGUUCGUGGCGCUGUUGGAAUGUCUCCAAUGCUAUUUCAAUGGAGAUCUUGGCGUUUCCCAUGUCCUCGAUUCGACACUGGAGAGUGCGGAGCUGUACUGCAGGGUGGGCGUCCGAACGGAAGAUGGUCGGGUAGUUGGAGUUCGCCGAGUUGACCAGCCGCGUCAAAUUGUUGAUCGCGUUGGUCAAGCGUGCUUUGCAGCCACGGAGCGUAGACAUGAUAGCCGUAUCGUAGAGUGA
Necator americanus (New World hookworm) is the source of this 240-nucleotide messenger RNA. RefSeq lists its product as uncharacterized. Lineage: Eukaryota; Metazoa; Nematoda; Chromadorea; Rhabditida; Ancylostomatidae. Bases 1 to 240 code for a protein of 79 amino acids. The record is from RefSeq and is a predicted model, not a curated record. The transcript has a single exon.